Salmo salar (Atlantic salmon) is the source of this 1033-nucleotide messenger RNA. It is a transcript of the gene vma22, whose product is annotated as vacuolar ATPase assembly factor VMA22. The record is from RefSeq and is marked provisional. Gene Ontology annotation, biological process: vacuolar proton-transporting V-type ATPase complex assembly. NCBI's taxonomy places the organism in Eukaryota, Metazoa, Chordata, Actinopteri, Salmoniformes, Salmonidae.
GACCAGAAAACGGAAAUGGUAUUUGAAGCCUCGUAAACAAUCGCUUUCCGACUGUCUCUUUCAAACAAACCGUGAUACAAACGCCUAGUUUAUAAGAAUACCACUAUUUAAUCGUGUUUUAUCUAAGUUGGGAUAGUCACCGGGAUCUCUGCUCGUCGAACUGUGAGACGGUAGGAGAGAGAGAGAGAGAAACAGAAACAGAUUGAGAGAUGGGUCUGUCAGAGAAAGAAGAGAGUGUCUUGUUGGAUAAAAAGCUGCUUGUCUUUAUGGACCAACUGGAGCUGCUGGAGGAGAAACGAGAGAGACUCAACUCUUUAAUAGAACAGGGAUGGUUCUCCAUGUCCAAAGCGAGGUAUUCGAUGGGCAACAAGCAGGUGUCUGCUCUGCAGUAUGGGAGUGAGAUGGAACCUCUGGUCCGAGUCCACACCAGGACUCUGGAGAGUGGUGAGGCCGAGUUCCAGACACAGAGAAGGACGCUGAAGUCUCCUGAAGAGAGACAGGUGGAGGACAUUGGACCUAAAGACAAGGAGGGUGUGAGGAGAAGAGUGAAGACGCAGGAGGUUCCAGAGAUAGACCAGAGUGACAACAAGCAUCCGUGGACAGAGACCGAGACGGCUCCUUCCUCCAAACCUGAAACCAACCCCCAGCAGGACCCACUGAAGUGGUUUGGAAUCCUGGUGCCUCAGACCCUGAAACAGGCCCAGGCCUCAUUCAAACAGGCGGUAGAGUUGUCAGCGGAGAUGGCUGCUCUCCAGUCUGCAGUCCUGACCACCAGACAACAGCUGCAGAUGAAACAGAAGAGCAGGAGCCAGACCUCGGACCAGACGGACGGACAGACUGACCUGACUGACAGACUGACCUGAUUGACAGACUGACAGACUGACCAGACGGACAGACUGACCAGACGGACCUGACUGACCAGAUCAUGGUUUAGCAUACACAGCCACUCUCUCCCACAUAGUAUAGUAGUGCACUUUCAUACAAAGGCUGAGUGGGCUGCAGCACCCCUGAUAAAUAAAUAAAUAAAUAAUAU